UCGUCUACCUCCUCUAAAAAGUUUAAAACCCUCCUGACCUGUAUCCUCCGCCAAUGCCUCUCUGUUACCUCCUCCGCCGUCUCUCUUCCGCCGCCACCACCAUCCGAAUCCCUACUCCGAUCUCACACAUCCACCAACGCUUCUACAACAUCUCAACUUCCCCCGAAAAUGAACCUCCAGACACUAAUCACUCCCCUCCAAUUCCCCACCCAACGAUCCCGCACCGAACCACAUCCUUCUCAUCAGCCGAAGAAGCCGCAGCCGAGCGCCGCCGCCGCAAACGCCGCCUCCGAAUCGAACCCCCACUCCACGCUCUCCGUCGCGAUCCCUCAUCCCCCCCUCCGAAACGCGAUCCGCGCCUCCCGGACUCAACCUCCUCCCUCGUCGGCCCGCGCCUCAACCUCCACAACAGAGUCCAAUCCCUAAUCCGAGCCUCGGACCUCGACGCCGCGUCGAAGCUCGCCCGCUUCUCCAAAACUCGCCCCACCGUCUUCACCUGCAACGCCAUCAUCGCCGCGAUGUACAGAGCCGAGCGCUACGGAGAAUCGAUCUCUCUCUUCGAUUACUUCUUCAAGAAGUCAAGCCUCGUCCCCAACGUGGUCAGUUACAAUCAGAUCAUCAACGCUCACUGCGACGAGGGACACGUGGAGGAAGCUCUCGAAGUGUACCGUUACAUAUUAACUAACUCUCCUUUCGCUCCGUCUUCGGUUACUUAUAGGCAUUUGACGAAAGGUUUGGUUUCAUCCGGAAGGUUAGGAGACGCGGCGAGUUUGUUACGAGAGAUGUUGAGUAAAGGCCAAGCUGCUGACUCGAUUGUGUAUAAUAAUUUAAUUAAAGGAUACUUGGAACUUGGUGAUUUAAUUAAGGCUAAUGAGUUCUUUGACGAGUUGAAAAGUAAGUGUACGGUUUACGAUGGGAUUGUUAACGCGACGUUUAUGGAGUAUUGGUUUGAGAAAGGUGAUGAUGAGGAGGCUAUGGAGUGUUACAGGGAUUUGUUGGAGAAGAGGUUUAGGAUGUAUCCGCAUACAGGGAAUGUACUGUUGGGUGUUUUUUUAAAGUAUGGUAAAAAGAGUGAAGCUUGGGGUUUGUUUGAUGAGAUGUUGGAUAAUCACACUCCUCCUAAUAUUUCGUCUGUGAACUCGGAGACUGUUAGUAUAAUGGUGAAUGAGUGUUUCGAGAUGGGGGAGUUUGAGGAAGCGGUUGAGGCUUUUAAGAGAGUUGGGAGGAAGGAGAAUUCGAGGCGGUUUGUGAUGGAUAAUGUUGGUUAUUGUAAUAUUGUGACGAGGUUUUGUGAGUAUGGGAUGUUAGCAGAGGCUGAGAGGUUGUUUGCGGAAGGUGUAGGGAAGUCCUUGCCUCCGGAUGCUGCGAGCCAUAGAGUUAUGAUUGAUGCUUAUCUCAAGGCGGGGAGAGUUGAGGAUGCUUUGAAGAUGUUGGAUAGGAUGGUUGAUGUGAAUCUAAGGGUGGUUGCUGAUUUCGGUACGAGGGUGUUUGGGGAGCUGAUUGAGAAUGGUAGGGUUAGGGAAUGUGCAGAGGUUUUGAGUAAGAUGGGAGAGAAGGAACCGAAACCGGAUCCUUCGGUUUAUGAGGUGGUGGUUAGAGGACUUUGUGAUGGUGGUGCACUUGAGGAAGCCAAGGAUGUAGUUGGUCAGAUGGUUGGGUAUGGUGUUGGGUUUGCUCAUGUGCUGAGGGAGUUUAUCAUAGAGACGUUUGAGAAAGCAGGACGUCGUGAGGAGAUUGAGAAAACCUUGAAUACGGUUAACCGUCCGGUUAGAAACUCUGUGCAGUCUGGUAAGACUCCACCUAGUGUAUCCUCAGUGUUAGGAGCCAAUGGAACUGCAGGUCAAACGGCGGGAGGAACUUACAAGGCUAAUAAUGGUCAGAAUCCAUCUAGGUCCAACACCUCUGUUAACCAGCAGCAGCAACCGUGGUCUAGUCAGACGGCAGGGAAGCAACCACCAUCAUGGUCGAGUCAGCCACCAGGAUAUCAACAGCAGCAAUAUUGGUCUCAGAAACCAGGGUGGUCAAGUCCUUCAGGUCAUCAGCAAUCAUGGCCUAAUCAGGCAACUGGCCAACAGCAACCGUGGGCUAAUCACAACACUGCUCAUCAACAAUCAUGGGGUAAUCAGACAGAUGGCCAGCAGAAACCGUGGGAUAAUCAGAGCACUAACCAUCAUCAACAACCAUUGGCUAGUCAGAACACUGGUCAUCAACAACAACGGGCUAAUCAGACAACUGGCCAGCAGAAACCGUGGACUAAUCGGACAGCUGGCCAGCAGUCAGCGUGGACAGGAAAGCAGAAACAGUGGUCUAAUCAGACAGCUAACCAUCAGCAGCCGCAGUGGCCAAGUCCCACGUCAGGACAUGUAGCUAAUCAAGCACCAUGGUCAAACUCUGAGAAUAGUCAUCUUCCUCAACAACAGGAGCCAGGAUCCUCCCAUGAGUGGCAAGAUGGAAAGGUAGCUGAAUUGAGCAAAUAGUUCGACAACUUGGCUAUUCCUCCUGCCCAUCUUCCUUAUCAUUUGAUAGUUUUUGUAAUUUGCCAUUUUCUUUAUGGGUAGCAAUUUUUGCAAACUCUGUUAUUUAUUUAUUAACGAUCAUCAUAAUAAUACGUUAUUUUUAACC
Brassica rapa (field mustard) is the source of this 2622-nucleotide messenger RNA. Its product is annotated as pentatricopeptide repeat-containing protein At1g10270-like. The record is from RefSeq and is a predicted model, not a curated record. Gene Ontology annotation, molecular function: protein binding. NCBI's taxonomy places the organism in Eukaryota, Viridiplantae, Streptophyta, Magnoliopsida, Brassicales, Brassicaceae.